AUGCUUCUGUCCCCCCACUGUGCAGCUACACUGUGCUCUCAAACUGUGAAAAAGAGUUACGGUGCAGAGAGUAGUGCUGCUCUUUUACUUUUGCCUUUCCUUUUACCUGAAUAAGCUCUAAAACCUACAUCAUUUUUACAGAUUUUUUUUUUUCAUACUUAUUUUUAUAGGUUUGUUUUACACUGCACGCCGCAGAUGACUGGAGUUUUUUUUUUUACUGUACAGUGCAUGUAAAAGUAAAAACAAAGUGGGAAAUGUCCUGGAAAAAGCUUGAUUUUCAUGAAGACACAAGGUGUACCGAAGAAGAGGAGAGGAAAUACCCAGAGGAAUGGCAUCGUGGGAAAAUGUGGCACUCAGAGGGGACGGACAACAACCAAAUGGAGAGGAUCUUAAAAAGAUGGAGGACACAGGGGGAGAGGCAGUACGGGAUAGGAGGAGUGGGGGGGGGUGGAGGGACAUAGGAUGGCGUGAGGACCGAGGCCUGUGGUUGGUUUGAUCUGAGCCACGUGUGCGUCCAGCCACGUCUCUUUGCCGCUUCAUGGAUGUCGAUGAAACGUUGGCUUCCCCUGCCGCCCGGUCCCUUCUGUCUUGGCCCAGGUUUUCUGAUAUGAAAUGAUGCGAGUCCUUGAGGAAGAAAUCAUACAGUCGUGCUUCAGUCUGUUACUCUCCAGUGGGUUUACAGCUCAAUAACUAGUGUCAAGGUAUCUAUGAAGCAGGCACUCAGCUGUUCAGGAACAACUGUGGUUGUUCUGGGUAGCUCCCAGGUAUGAAUCCCUUGCAGCGAAUGACUGGGAAGCAGAACAGUGCUCGACUACCAGUAUUAUAAAACUCCCACUACAUAGAAUGUCAUCGCUCUGCUCUGUGAUGAGUUUAAAGCGGGGGUUCAGGCUGAGGAACAUGCUCUACCUCCACAACACAGGGCAGCCUUGAACUCUGCACCGUCACCCUCUCUACCCUCAGCCAUGAGUGUAACUGUAAGCUGAUAGUAUGUGAUCAACAGCACUGUGGCACCUACCAUCCUGCUGCUUCACCACCUCAAUAAUAGCUGGACUAUUUAGUCUUUGUUGUGAAAAAUGGCACAAGAGGGUUUCCAGCUCAUAGCUCUCGACAACAAAGACAGCACAGAAGACAACGAGCUCCAGCCAGCUGAUUUCCCAACGUCAUCGCUCGCAUCCCUCCAUCUCAGGGAUGAGGCUGUGGUCAUCAAUGAGAACAUUAACCAUAUGGUGGAUAAUCCUGAGCCCCAUUCUGUAUUCCCUGAGAUGAUGUCAUCACUGCUUAACCAAUCACAACAACAGACAGACAUAUCCAUGGCUACUAGGCCUGAGCCUUCACCAGCAGCUCAAGAGUUCUUGGAGUCUGAGAUGGGCCAAAACGACAGCGAGGCUCAGUCUCACACCCUGACAGCGUUCCUGCAGGAUCUUUCCUCCCCUGUUGAUCAUGAUGAUGUGUUUCCUUCCCUAACAACCAACACUGCCAAGGAAGGAGAACUUCAACCCAAGAACAACAUAACCAAAGCAAUGGCAGCAUGUAACUCCAGCUCGGAUGACAACCAUCUGUCUCAUGCAGAGUGGUACUGGGGAAAUAUCUCGAGAGAGGAGGUUAAUGAGAUGAUGAGAAACACUCCUGAUGGCACAUUCCUGGUCCGAGAUGCUUCCAGUAAGAAUAAGGGGGAAUACACUCUCACACUAAGAAAAGAUGGCUCCAACAGACUGAUAAAGAUCUUCCAUCAAGGGGGGAAGUACGGCUUUACUGAGCCACUGUCCUUUCCCUCUAUGGUGGACCUGAUUCAGUAUUACCAGAACAAGUCUCUGGCCCAGUACAACUCUAAACUGGACACACGGCUACUCUACCCCAUAUCCAGAUACCAGCAGCAGCAGGAUGUGAUGGAAGUUGACAUUGAUGCAGUUGGAGAACAGCUGAGGAUAUUUCAGGAUCAAUACAAAGAGAAGAGCAAAGAGUAUGACCAUCUGUAUGAGAAGUUUAACGAAACCUCCCAGGAACUGCAGAGUAAGCGUACAGCCAUAGAGGCUUUCAGUGAAAUCAUUCGGAUCUUUGAAGAGGAGUGUGAAACUCAAGAACGCUACAGCAAGGAAUACAUCGACAUGUUCCUCACAUUAGACAGCAGUACAGAGACUGACAAGAUUCAAAGCAAUUCAGAUGAGCUACAGUCGAGGGUGGAGGAGAUCCACAGCAGCAAGAAGAAGUUGGAAGAGGAGCUGAGGAGGAAGGCUCUGGCUCACAUGGAGGUUGACCAGAAGAUGAACAGCUUGAAGCCCGACCUUGUGCAGCUCAGGAAGAUCAGAGAUCAAUACCUGCUCUGGCUCACCCAGCAAGGCACUAGACAGAGUCAGAUUAAUGACUGGCUGGGAAUCAGGAAUGAAGAAGAAGACCCGUACACCCUGGCAGACGAUACCCACCAGGAGGAGAGGAGCUGGUAUGUUGGCGGUAUGCGACGGAAGGAGGCAGAGGAGUUGCUAAGGGGGAGAAGGGAUGGGACCUUCUUAAUCAGAGAUAGCCAGACUCAGAGAGGCUCCUUUGCCUGCUCUGUUGUCGUGGAUGGGGAUGUGAAGCACUGUGUGAUCUACAGGACGUCCACAGGGUACGGCUUUGCUGAACCCUACAACCUGUACUCGUCGCUGAGAGAGCUGGUCCUGCACUAUCGACACACAUCCCUGAUCCAACACAACCAGCAGCUGAAUGUAACCCUGGCCUGGCCCGCUCUCAGCCAGCAGCCCAGCUGAGACACACCAGCAUGCCACCCUGAUGGCACUUUCCCAAAGCUUCACUGUAUUAGCACUGAGGAUGCACCAAUAUGGACACUGUUACCAGGCUCUAACCGAAACAAUGCUCAGAUUUGGAUGUGUAAAAAUCCUACACUGGUAAGAUGCUAAAGCAAACAAAACACACCGAAAUUGCUUUGCUAAGUUACUUGGAACACAACAGCUUUUCCACAGUAGUUUUAAGGGUUAGUUCAUUGUCAACUUUUUCUGUUACAAUAGUAGCAUAUGUAGCUCCUGGCAACAGCCAGGCUUAACUUCUGUUCUAACCUAAUUUUCUACUUUAUUUUUAAAAAUGGUAAAAAUCCCAUUUACUCACCAUCUGCACAUACAGCUUGCAAAAUACAAUUGGGAUUAAGUACUUAGUAUUUACAGCAUUCAACAUUGAAUUAAAUCUUUUGCAGCAGUACUGAGGGAGUACUGAAAUAUUGCCUCAUCAUGACAACACUAGAACCGUUAUCAGUAAUUUUUCCAAACCUGUAUCACAGUUGCAAAAACAGUGAAGAAUGAAUUUAUCAGGGUAACACAGGAUACCAGUAUCUAGCUCUCAGAAUACUGAUUGCUUUAACUGAUUACUAUAUAUAAAAAUUAUAUAUAAUUUGGAGUAUAAAAAGAAUGAUACAUUUCUCUGAAGAGGGGGAGAGAAAUUAAUGGAAGUUUUCCAUUAAUCCAGACACAAAAUGUUGUCAGCAAUUUAUUUAUUUAUUUAUUUUCCUGAAGGCAAGCACAAGAAAUCCUAAAUUUUUAAAAAGGUCCAGUGUGUAACAUUUACUGUAGGAGUGUGCAUUGGCAAAAAUGGAAUAAAAUAUUUGUAGGUAUGUUUUCAUUAGUGUACAAUCACCUUAAAAUAAGAACCUUUGUGUUACCUUAGAAUAAGGCGUUCAGGGUGAAAAAUUAACUUUGUCCACCAGCCAAAUGACUAAAGAUGGGUCAAAGCAAAUCUAUCAGCCAUUGGGAUAUUUUACCAGCACUAGGGUGGUAAAUGGUGCCAAUUUUGUGCCCUGGCCAUGAUUCCACAGUAACCCAGAACGGACAAACCAAACACUUACUCAAGAUAGGGCCUUUUGUAUUUUUCUUGAAUAAAGCCACCAUAGUUUCUUCAAUACAUUUGGAAGAUAAGGAGUAUUCAAUUGGUCCCAAUCUACAACUUCACCACUAGAUGACACUAAAUCCUACACACUGGUCCUUUGAGAAGCAAAUAUUAAAUGUCAUAUAGUAUUGAAUUCAUGGUCAAUCUUGCCUCAAACAUUUCAAAAAUAUUUUUGUCCAACAAUCCAAAUUAAUGCUCUGUAUCGUGCUGUGUCUGGCAUCAAACUGUACAUAGUACUCCAAGCCAAAUUGAUUUCUUAAGCUUUGAAAAAAGUGAAUGUGAUGCACCCCCCCCAGUAUACAUCUUAAAUCCAUAUCAGUGCAGCUGCAGUGUUACGUGCUUCUGGGAAACUAAGCUCAGGAUGGGACUACCCAUCACAUGUGCACUAUGGGUAGUGUAGAAACUGAGGAGGCACAUGAGCACUUUAUCCAAAACAAGACAACCAGAACACACACAGACACAGAGAUGACUCACCAGUUUUGUCAGUUGAAUCGGACUUGGUUGUUCAAUUCAAUUAUUUGUUACUUUCAGUUCAGCACCACACUACACUCCUAUCUCAGCAUUUCCUGCAAUGGAAGCAUGGUUACAUGAGUCUCAUGUUUUAGCCUACCUCACGUUUAAUGCUUUUCUUUGUCAUCUGUAAUGUGAAAAGAUCAGAUUUCCACAAAGUCAAGGAAAGUAAAAGUGUGUGUCUUGCUCAUAGUUCAGUUAUAGAAUUUAAGCACAGUACGGAGCAUCUCUGCUGCCGGGCUGCAGCUGUUAGCCAGAGAGUCACUCACAGUGGACAAUGGUAGAGGAGGUUGUAUCAACGUUUGGUUUAAAAGGGGUUUAGCCAACUUCAUUGACAGUCAUCACUGGAGCAGAGUGCAUCGGAGCAGCUGCUGCUCCGCUGUUCGCCGUCACGCUGCCCUCCAUUAAUUAUCACAGUUAUUGUGGUUUGCUGGCAUUUUGAGACUCGGUUUACAGCCUGCUAUGCUGUUGCUCUGUGUACAGUGACGCAGCUAAAAAAAGAAAACAAAAGUGCAGAGAUUUGACUGACAAAAUGCGAGUCGACUCGGGGUCUUCUCGGCUGAUGACUCAGAUCAUGGACUUUUCUGGGGGAAGCCCUAUUAAGAGUAUAAAAGUUCAUACUGAUAUCUGUGAAUCUUUCAGUUUUCACAUUGGGAUUUUCAGGAGCAUAAGCACUCAAGGGUAAUUAAACUCAUGUCCAUGUCCUGUCUUCAUUCUGCACAUUCGUGCAAUAUCUUCAGGACAUUAUAAAUGAGAUACAUUAUAAAUUCAUUGAUUCUACCUCUGGGGUGUAUUUAUGCUUCACAGCAUUGUCCUUGUAGCGUCUUUCAAAUUAUUCUGAGGGGAAAUGUAGAUUUUUGUGUGUAGAAAAAUAGGACAAUCACAGUUAAGUUUGUGUACUCUAAUGU
Molecule: messenger RNA, 5288 nt
Organism: Dicentrarchus labrax (European seabass)
Lineage: Eukaryota; Metazoa; Chordata; Actinopteri; Moronidae
Product: phosphatidylinositol 3-kinase regulatory subunit beta-like
Exons: 12
Coding region: 1074-2744 (556 amino acids)
Biological process (GO): phosphatidylinositol phosphate biosynthetic process; insulin receptor signaling pathway
Cellular component (GO): phosphatidylinositol 3-kinase complex
Molecular function (GO): 1-phosphatidylinositol-3-kinase regulator activity
Source: RefSeq, a predicted model, not a curated record